Messenger RNA from Manihot esculenta (cassava), 913 nucleotides. Its product is annotated as transcription repressor OFP8. Gene Ontology annotation, biological process: negative regulation of DNA-templated transcription. The transcript has a single exon. The record is from RefSeq and is a predicted model, not a curated record. NCBI's taxonomy places the organism in Eukaryota, Viridiplantae, Streptophyta, Magnoliopsida, Malpighiales, Euphorbiaceae. The coding region runs from base 104 to 655 and encodes 183 amino acids.
AAAAUGUCUCCCACCCAAAUACACCAUCUCUCAUUCCACGACUGAAUCCUCACAACGACUCCUACCAAUAAAGCCUUCUUUAUGUUCCACAAAUCUAUUUUAUAUGAUAUUAUUGUUCUCUCUCUCUCUAAAUUAUACUCUCCCCCCAACCGCCCCCUCUGCAAUGCCCUCCACCAAGAAAAAGUUUCUUAGUAAAACAGUGCUCACAGCAGCAAAUUCAGGCUGCGGCUGUCGCAGGUCAAAACCUUCAGAUGUACAUGAGCCUAGUGCAGUGCCCAGAUCAGCCGUUUCUCAUCAGACGGAUCCUCCCACUUGUAUUUCUUCUUCAAGCACUCGUCACAAAAGCGGAGGCAAUGAAGAAAGCUGCACUUCCACUAUAACAACGUCCGUCUCUGAUGAAAACGAUCCAAAAGAUUCCAAAAUCAUCAACAGCAUUGCUGUGGUGAAGGAUUCUAAUGAUCCAUAUCAAGAUUUCAGGCAUUCCAUGUUGCAAAUGAUAUUUGAGAAAGAAAUCUACUCCAAAGAUGAUCUUCAGGAGCUUCUGAAUUGCUUCUUAGAGCUGAAUUCUCCUUACCACCAUGGCCUCAUCAUUCAAGCAUUCACUGAGAUCUGGAAUGAUGUCAUCUCCAAGAAGCUCAAUAAGUCGCAGAAUUAAGACACGUGACUCACAGCUGUGCAUGCACAAUCGCACGUGUGGUUUGUAUCCCAGUUAUUAACAAGUAGGAAACUUCCUGGGAGGUUGAUCGAGAAGCAAAGCAAAAGCAAUUGGUUGUGGCGGAUAAUAAUAUAGUAAUAUAUAAUAAUUAUUAUUUUUUUCCCUUUGAUAACAUAAUGGAUAGAGGCAACUCUUCUAAUUUUUUGUUUGUUUGUUUGUUUAUUUAUUAUAUGAGUUAAAUGGGAGUUGUUGGCUCCU